AUGAGCAAUGCAGGUGAAGAGAGAUGGCGCGGGCCUUCCCGUCACUCGUCACAACGCCAGACAGGCCACGGGCACCGUGACAGAACCGGCCAUCAUGGAGGUGGUGGUCAUGGUCGAGGAGGACAUUCAUCCUGGGGUGCCAACACUUCCACCCCAAAUGCCCCUUCUUCUACACAGGACCACCAUGUGCCUGUCCGCGGAUUCAAUGCCAUGGAGGCUAAGAACAUGCUGAAGCAAGGACUCAAUGAGUCGAGACCAACCUUCUACAAGCCUACCGCCAAGGACACCACCAACCCAAAGUCAGCAGGUGGCCCAUGGGGCUCUAAGCCUAAUAUCAUGGCCAACGGAAAAGACUUUUGGCUCGAGCUGCGAAAGCAAGUCGCCAGUCUUCAACGCGGUAGCGGUGGCGGUCCUCCCGUUGGUGGUUGA
This is a messenger RNA of Penicillium oxalicum, 429 nucleotides long. RefSeq lists its product as uncharacterized. The coding region runs from base 1 to 429 and encodes 142 amino acids. NCBI's taxonomy places the organism in Eukaryota, Fungi, Ascomycota, Eurotiomycetes, Eurotiales, Aspergillaceae. The record is from RefSeq and is a predicted model, not a curated record. The transcript is spliced from 5 exons.